AAUCUUCUUCCCUCUUCUUCUGUGUCUCUCCCCAAUUAAAACCUCAGAAACCCUAGAAAAUCCCGAUUCAUUAUCCGAGAGAAGAAGAAUUGAGAAAUGAUGAAGCGUCUCAUCCCAACGUUCAACCGCAUCUUGGUGCAGAGAGUCAUCCAGCCUGCAAAAACCGAAAGCGGCAUCCUCCUCCCUGAGAAAUCCUCCAAGCUGAACUCCGGCAAGGUGAUAGCUGUUGGACCUGGAUCAAGGGAUAAAGACGGGAAAUUGAUUCCGGUCUCUGUGAAGGAAGGCGACACUGUUCUUCUUCCAGAGUACGGUGGUACCCAGGUCAAGCUCGGCGAGAACGAGUACCAUCUGUUCCGGGAUGAGGACGUCUUGGGGACAUUGCACGAGGAUUAAAAAGGCUAAAGUUGGCUAACUCAACCACGAAGGUUCAUGUUGGCGUGCGUUUGUGUUAUGUCUGGAGGAGUUAUUUUAUAAGUUAGUUUAUCUUGAAGAUGUGGUUGGACUUUGUCGUUUAUCAUUGAAUUUAUCUUUAAGAAUUGUCUUUGAAUUGUUCAUCAAUCAUAUGGGUAACCCAAGUGUUGCAUCUUCUGAUUCUAAUAUUUUGUGUUUUUUCAUAA
Molecule: messenger RNA, 617 nt
Organism: Arabidopsis lyrata subsp. lyrata
Lineage: Eukaryota; Viridiplantae; Streptophyta; Magnoliopsida; Brassicales; Brassicaceae
Product: 10 kDa chaperonin, mitochondrial
Exons: 3
Coding region: 97-393 (98 amino acids)
Cellular component (GO): mitochondrial matrix
Molecular function (GO): ATP binding; protein folding chaperone; protein-folding chaperone binding
Source: RefSeq, a predicted model, not a curated record